GAGAAAAGCUGACCUAUAUUGGAGAACAGCAGCUCUCCAGGAUGUCACACAGUAAUCUUUUCCCAGUUCUUCUUGGAGAUGCCUGAUAUGUUCCAUGGAAGUCUGUGUCAAAAAAUUAAGAGUGUUUCUCUGACCCUUUACAUAGAGGUAGUGAGAUAUAAGCUUACUAUGAUUUUCCCAAGCAUCUGUGGCUGAUAACAAAUCAAGGGAAGCAAAGAAAUAACAAAACCCUCUUCAUUAUCCUGCAGAAUGUUACAGAUGACUGUGAUGUUCCUGUAUUAAUGUGUAUAUGGCAACAUGGAUGCAAAAGUACAAAGCAUAGUUAAUCAGUCCUCUCUGACAGAAUUUCUACUGCUGGAAUUCUCAGAGGUUCAGGAGCUACAAAUUCUACACUUCUUUGUGUUCCUUGCUUUUUAUCUGGCAACAGUUACCGGAAAUCUUCUCAUCAUCUCUGCAGUUGUCUUUGACCACCACCUGCAUACCCCAAUGUACUUCUUCCUGAUGAACUUGGCCAUGCAGGACCUGGGUCAAGUUUCGGUCAUUAUCCCCAAAUCCAUGGCCAAUUCCCUCAUGAACACACGUCACAUUUCUUAUUCCGGAUGUGUUGCUCAAGUCUUCUUCUUUCUUUUCUUUGUAGCAUCUGAUUUCUCUCUUCUCACAGUCAUGGCAUAUGAUCGCUACAUUGCUAUCUGCAAUCCAUUACAAUAUGAGAUGCUGAUGAAUAAGCAAGCCUGCAUCCAAAUGGUUGCUAGUGUAUGGAUCAGCGGCUUUCUUUAUGGGGUGUUACAUGCCGGAGGAACCUUUGCAUCCCCUUUUUGCUCCAAUGUUGUCAAUCAGUUUUUCUGUGAAAUCCCACAGUUACUUAAGCUGGCUUGCUCUGACUUGUACCUAAUUGAAAUUGGAGCUGUUGUGUUAAGUGCUGUCAUUGGCUUGGGAUGUUUUAUCUUCAUUGUUAUAACCUACGUGCACAUCUUCACCUCAGUGCUGAGAAUCUCCUCUAUUGAAGGAAGGCAAAAAGUCUUCUCAACAUGCCUUCCUCACCUCAUUGUUUUCUCCAUAGCUGUAUCCACUGGAUCCUUUAUUUACCUCAAGCCUACUUCUAACACUCCAUCACUUCUGGAUUUGGCAUUGUCUAUGAUAUAUUCAAUGGUUCCACCCUUGAUAAAUCCAAUAAUCUACAGCAUGAGAAACAAAGAGAUUAAAAAUGCUAUGUCAAAGCUAUUAGGGUUUAGGCACUUUUCUUUGAAUACUUUCUCUAGUUUUAGUCUGCAAAGAUGAAUUUUGUAUACAGCUUUAAUGAUAUAAAAUGGAAGGCCUGUGAGGAAUGAUUGAAAGAGUUGGGUAUGUUUAGCUGAGUGUUGAUCCUGAAGGUAGCCCCUGCACCUUUAGGCUCCAAAUAGCAUGAGCUGUUACACAGUAAAACAGAAUUUCUCAAAGGUUGAUAUAGAAGCAUCUUGGAAGUCUUUAGAGAAAGGCUGGUGGCCCUCUGUCAGGAAUGCUGCAUUAGUGGAUUGUUUCUAAUUGAGCACUGGCUUUGGCAUCCUGAAAUAUCUUGCACAAGAUGUGAAUACUGUUAACCAAACCUCUUAUAGUUUGGAAUACUAUAUAAUUUGCACGUUAUACUGAAUUGCUCAUAAAUUACACUGCAUUAAUAUUCCCUGAUUUUUCUCCAUGAAC
Messenger RNA from Rhineura floridana, 1677 nucleotides. RefSeq names its product olfactory receptor 14A16-like. Lineage: Eukaryota; Metazoa; Chordata; Lepidosauria; Squamata; Rhineuridae. Gene Ontology annotation, cellular component: membrane. The transcript has 2 exons. Gene Ontology annotation, biological process: G protein-coupled receptor signaling pathway. The record is from RefSeq and is a predicted model, not a curated record. The coding region runs from base 298 to 1278 and encodes 326 amino acids. Gene Ontology annotation, molecular function: olfactory receptor activity; G protein-coupled receptor activity; odorant binding.